CGGUCUCACGACACCUGUCGUGUUUUCGGUGAAAAAGUAAAGGCGAGAUUUAAUGGCCCAAUUAAUCAACUAUCAGAAAACAUCGGUUGGUAGAUACUUCAUUCAGAAUCCAGGAAGAAAAAUUUUGCUUUGAAAACCUUCUAGGUAUAUCUCUCCCACUUUCUCAAACAACAAAGACCUUAUUUGGUCCCAGGUCAGCGUCGUCAACAUCUACCUCAGAUCCAAUUUCAUCAGACAAAGAAGACCCAUAAUUUUGUUCUCUGCUGUCUCUGGAUUUUGCUUCCCACUUUAUUCAAAUAUUGUUAGAACAACUCAUGCUUCAGAUGUUUUCAGGCUAGCGUGGUUGUGAGCCUGUGACUUGUAUUUGGCCGGAUAUCCAUAGGUUUCAUUUUGUUAAUUGCAGCAUUGUCUUGGAGAGAAUAAAAAGGAAGUGAAAAUGAGGAUGAGGAACAAAUACAGGAAACCAACCGCUUUCCGUUGCAAUGCAGGGAGUAGAUGUUCAACGUCUGCUGUGGUGUGGAGCUUGGUGGGAUGUUUUCUUAUGUUUCAACUGUACACUCUUGUUCGGCAAAAGGAUAGGUUGGGAGGAGAAAUUCAAUUUCAAGCGAGUCACCACCCGCAGUUCCAUGAACUUGAACAGGUGGAAGAGGAAAAUAUUCAAAUUCCUCCACCGAGAAAGCGAUCCCCACGUGCUGCAAAAAGAAAACCAAGGCGACCAACUACUCUGAUUGAUGAAUUUCUUGAUGAGAAUUCUCAAAUUAGACACGUAUUCUUUCCCCAUAAGCUUGCCAUUGAUCCAAUGAAGGACACGGGAAAUGAUAGCUAUUACUUUUACCCUGGGAGGAUUUGGUUGGAUACUGAUGGAAAUCCUAUUCAAGCCCAUGGAGGUGGUAUUCUAUUCAACGAAAAAUCAAGGACGUACUAUUGGUAUGGGGAGUAUAAAGAUGGGCCCACAUACCAUGCUCACAAAAGAGGAGCAGCUCGGGUUGACAUCAUAGGAGUGGGUUGCUAUUCUUCCAAUGACUUGUGGAAAUGGAAAAAUGAAGGUCUUGUAUUGGCAGCAGAAAAAGCAAAUGAAACACAUGAUCUCCACGAAUCCAAUGUUCUUGAGAGGCCGAAAGUGAUUUACAAUGACCAUACAGGGAAGUACGUUAUGUGGAUGCACAUUGAUGAUGUUAACUAUACUAAAGCUUCCGUUGGCGUUGCCAUUAGUGAUUACCCAACUGGUCCUUUUGAUUAUCUCUACAGCAAACGACCCCAUGGAUUUGAUAGUAGGGACAUGACAAUCUUCAAAGAUGAUGAUGGUAUUGCUUAUCUAAUAUACUCAUCCAAUGACAAUAGUGAACUUCAUAUUGGACCACUGACUGAAGAUUACCUUGACGUGACGAACACUGUGAGAAGAAUUCUUGUGGGACAACAUCGGGAAGCCCCCGCUCUGUUCAAGCAUGAGGGAACUUAUUACAUGAUCACUUCAGGCUGCACUGGAUGGGCUCCUAAUGAGGCACUGGCGCAUGCAGCAGAGUCAGUCAUGGGGCCAUGGGAGUUGAUGGGAAACCCCUGUGCUGGAGGGAACAAAGUGUCUCAACUUGCUACAUUUUUUGCACAGAGCACAUUUGUGCUUCCUGUGCCGGGAUUUACAGGUUCAUUUAUCUUCAUGGCAGAUAGAUGGAACCCAACGGACUUGAGAGACUCAAGAUAUGUAUGGUUGCCGUUGAUAGUAGGAGGGCCAGCUGAUCGGCCGCUCGAUUACAAUUUUGGUUUCCCAUUAUGGUCAAGAGUGUCGAUAUAUUGGCAUAGAAAGUGGAAACUUCCUCAGGGGUGGAGCGGGUGGAAACGAAUAUAGGCUCUCUCUUAUAUCAUCUGUGUAUCUUAUGUAUUAAUAUUCUUUCACUGGCUUGCCCUGGUGGUUGUAUUACUGUAAAUGGAAAGCAUAUGGUCCACUUGCACGCAGAAGAAACGGUGACGGCUUUGUAGAAUGUUUCAGUCUUAAGCACCGCCGGUAAACCCCUCUUAAACAGAUUGCUAAUCACAUAAGUUUUUUCUAUUA
Pyrus x bretschneideri (Chinese white pear) is the source of this 2047-nucleotide messenger RNA. RefSeq lists its product as uncharacterized. The transcript has 3 exons. Gene Ontology annotation, biological process: carbohydrate metabolic process. The record is from RefSeq and is a predicted model, not a curated record. Lineage: Eukaryota; Viridiplantae; Streptophyta; Magnoliopsida; Rosales; Rosaceae. Gene Ontology annotation, molecular function: hydrolase activity, hydrolyzing O-glycosyl compounds. The coding region runs from base 437 to 1843 and encodes 468 amino acids.